GCAAAGAUAGCUAAACAGAACCUCACAUCCAUGCAUUUAUUUUUCUGUGGACAAUUAAGGAAAUGGAAAAGACAAGAGGUGUGAGAAAAGGUGCAUGGACAUAUGAGGAAGAUAAGCUACUCAAGGAUUGCAUUAACAAAUAUGGUGAAGGAAAGUGGCAUUUAGUUCCUCAAAGAGCAGGAUUGAAUAGGUGCCGGAAAAGUUGUAGAUUGAGGUGGUUAAAUUAUUUAAACCCUACCAUUAAUAGGGAAAGUUUUUCUGAGGAUGAAGUUGAUAUGAUGUUAAGGUUACACAAACUUCUAGGAAACAGAUGGUCACUUAUUGCUGCAAGACUUCCGGGUAGAACAGCUAAUGAUGUGAAGAACUAUUGGCAUACACACUUGCGCAAGAAAGUAGUACCAAGAAAAAUAGAAGAAAAAAAGAAACCUAUCGAAAUUACCAUAAAAGCUCAUGAAAUUAUUAAACCUCAACCUCGAACUUUUUCAUCUCAUUCACUUUGGUUGAAUGGGAAACAUAAUAAUUUUGCAAAACCACCAAUUGUGACGGUUUCGACAAAAGAUGUUCCUGUAGCUAAAGAUAGUGACAAGGAGUGUACUAUGCUACCAAUUAAUGGUGAUGGAGAUAGUGCUGCACAACCAUAUGCUGAAAAUUCCACAAUGUCUACCAUGUGGUGGGAUAGUUUGUUAAAUGUGAGCAAUGACAAGAUUGGUUCAUGCUCUUUGUUACAAGAGAAGGAAUAUUCCAAUUUAGAGUUUGAAAAUGUUGAGAAUUUUUUGAAUGAAGACUCCAAUAUUAAUGUCAGUGAGUGCUAUUGGGAAUCCAAUAUUUGUGAAUUUGAUUCUCUUUUAGAUAUCUUAAAUUAAUUAGGAACUGGAUUUCGUUGUGUGCAUACCUAGUAGCAGCAAUAUCGUUAAAUCAAAGAAUAAAAAUACUGUAAUAUCUUGUUUCAGAUUUACCGUGACUGGUAUUCAAUAAGAUCAACUAUAUAU
Messenger RNA from Trifolium pratense (red clover), 989 nucleotides. Its product is annotated as transcription factor MYB1-like. The record is from RefSeq and is a predicted model, not a curated record. Lineage: Eukaryota; Viridiplantae; Streptophyta; Magnoliopsida; Fabales; Fabaceae. Bases 63 to 863 code for a protein of 266 amino acids. The transcript is spliced from 3 exons.